Molecule: messenger RNA, 937 nt
Organism: Mytilus trossulus (common blue mussel)
Lineage: Eukaryota; Metazoa; Mollusca; Bivalvia; Mytilida; Mytilidae
Exons: 8
Coding region: 191-937 (248 amino acids)
Source: RefSeq, a predicted model, not a curated record
UCCUGAUGUAAACCCGAUCUUUAUAAAUAGACCCAUAGUUUUAUGGGUGGAAUCAUUCUUAUGUAUGAUCAAUGUCAUUCACUAAACAAAGAUGAAAUUGCAGGAACGUCUGGAUUAUUAGUCAAGGAUUAAUUUCACGUAAACAUAAUAUACAGACAUUUUUUGCUAAUAAGAAUAAAAGACCUCUGAUAUGGACGAAAUAUUUUCGUAUAUUCCUAUCGUUACGACAAUCUUAGUCUUCAAGAUAUUUGUACUAAACGUAGAUUCGUACGACUUGCAAUGUCCUUCACAGCCAAACUGGACUUUUCGAGCGAAAGUAAAGUGUAACAGUACCUCAAAAUAUUUUUGCUUGUACAACAGAGUGGACGGGAUAUAUGUCGAAGGAUGUAAUGGACCAGACUGGGAUAGAAAAGGGAGUAAGCGAAUUUAUAUCGGAGACUUUAGCAGAGGAAACUGUUCAGAGAAACGUUUUCAGCCUUUAAAAUUCUGGACUAAUGAAAGCAUGAGUGAUUGUAUCUAUGUUAAGUCAAACUGUAGUGAGGAUGGACAGAUUGUAUACAUGGACCAUUCACCGAAGAAUGAUAGAAGGUGUCGAUGUGAUAACAAGAAAAACUAUUCGUUUAUAAAAACUCCAAGAAAUGGUUGUUAUUGUAUACCAACAGAAGAAGACUGUUCAUGUUAUAUUAAAACAUGUCCAGUAAAUUUUACACUGUCAGAAGAUUAUGAUUGCAUUCCUAUGAGCUACCAAGAAACACCAAAAUGUAUUAAUAUAACGAGAUAUUCGGAAACCACAGAUGAAAACAAAUGGGUCUUGGUGAAAAAUGAUCACCUGUUGUUGAAUGAAACAUCCUUAAAGUCCAAGACAAAUUACGCUCACGCGUUUUUUGGCACUCUGUUCAUAUCUAUUAUUGGAUUAAAUGUUAAAUACCAAGUGUAA